AUGUUGAUCAUUCUUUUUGUAAUUACUUCUUUAGCUCUUAAAUGGUGUAAAGAAGCUGAUAAAAUAUUUUGUAGAGAUGAAUGGGAAAAAUGUUCAAUAAUAAUGUGGAGUGAUGAAAAUAAUUCAAUUUUUAUCCCCGAAAAUGAUUCAGUUACAAUUUUUGAAUGUAACAAGAAUACAUCUUUGAUCGUUUCUGUUGGAACGGUCAAACAAUUUGUUGUUAUUUUUGAUAAAAACAAUUUUGAAUAUAAAUUAAAAGCAAAAAUAAUAAACAAUGAUACUGACUCCUUUCUGUGUAACAUUGUUAACUGCAAAAAAUGUUCGAAUUCAUUUUUUAAUUCAUGUUCUGAAUGUAAUGAUGGACAUGGGUUAUUUUCAAAUAAUAGUUCGUGUUUGGGAUGUAUUAUUAACAACUGUAAAAACUGUGAUAAUAAUAUUUUACAGUGUUCUUCUUGUUUCGAUGGUAGUUAUAUCUCUGGAAAUACUUGUAUUAAAUGUGACGACAAGUGUAAAUCGGGGCAAUGUAGUACAACACUUGGAUGUAUCUCUUGUAAUGAUAAUUAUUAUAUUAAUGAUAAAAGAUGUAGUCGUUGUGACAACAAAUGCUUAAAUUGUUAUGGUCCACUUUCCACACAAUGUAUUAAUUGUACAGAAGGAGUUGCUUAUAUUGUUGGAAAUGAAUGUGUUGAAUGUGAUUCUAAUUGUGUCAAAGGAAAAUGUAGUCCAUUUACAGGAUGCCAAGAAUGUAUAUCGGGUUAUUAUCCGAGUUUGGGGAAAUGCAAUAAAUGUGACAGCCCAUGUCUUACGUGUUAUAACAGUGGUAAUAAUAAUUGUGGAAGUUGUAUUGAUGGUUUGGCACAUAUAAUUGAAACAACUUGUAUUGAAUGCAAGAAUUGCAAACAAGGGUUUUGUGGUAAUGAAACAGGAUGUUAUGAAUGUGAAGAUUCUUAUUAUCAAACGGGGUUUGAUUGUGAAAAAUGUGAUACAACUUGUAAAACUUGUGGGAAUACAAAAAUAAAUUGUACUUCGUGUAAUGAAGGAACUUUUUUGGACAACACUCGAUGUGUUUUGUGUGAUGAAAAUUGUGAAAAUAACACAUGUGAUGCUGUGAAUGGAUGUCAAAAAUGCAUUUUUGGGUAUUUUCCAGAUGAAAAACGUUGUUCUCCGUGUGAUACAAUUCCAAAUUGUUUAACUUGUAGCCAAACCAACAAAAAUCAGUGUACUUCUUGUGGAGAUAGGUUCAUUGUCAAUAACAGUUUUUGUGAAUGCCCAAGCCACCUUUACCAAAACACUUCGAGCACUUGUGAUGAAUGUUAUAAAUAUUCAACCAAUUGUAAAUUGUGUCGAAAUAUAAUAAAUUUUGGAAUAAGAUGUGAAGAGUGUUUCCCACCAUUUGUAACUGUUAAUGGAAAUUGUAUCAAAUGUGGAAUUAAUACAACUUUUAUUGGAAACGGAUGUGCAACUAACAACAACAAUUGUGAAAUUCAAAACGGACAAAACGAAUGCCUUAAAUGUCAAAAUGAAUUUUAUUUACAAAAUAAAAUGUGUGAACCUUUUGAACACAAAGAAUUGUGCAAAACAAACUCGAAAAACACAUGUGAAGAUUGCGAGAAUGGAAUAACAACAACAGGGAACUGCGAGGAGUCAAUUUGUAAAUAUUAUCACAAAGAUAAAACAUCAACAAAAUGUAUUCAAUGUAACAGACAUUCUAACGUUAACUUAAAUGGAAUAUGUGAAGAGAACAACAAAGAUUAUUUGUAUGACAACAAUGUUAUAUUUAAAUGUAAGGAAAGCCAAUAUCUUGAUAAUAACAAUUCGUGUCAUGAAUGUCAAGAUGAUCAAACAAGCGGUGUCAAAUGUAAAAUGGUAAAUUCAAAAAUACACGGAAUUCAAUGUGAUAAUUCAUUUGUAAUUAACAUAAAAGAAGAUAAGUGUUUUAUUAAUGAUAAAUGUGAAUCAAUUGAUGGCAACGAUUGUGUGAGUUGCGUUUCAAACAGAGAUUCAAUUAUUGAAAACACUUGCAAAAAUUGUGUUGUGGAAAAAUGUUCAUUUUGUAAAAACGACAAAUGUAUUGUUUGUGUGGAAGAAUAUCUUUUAACAACAACUAACGAAUGUAAAACAAAAGAAUAUUUCAGUUGUCAAAAAUCGCACUUAAAUAAAUGUUUGAAGUGUGAAAUAUCAUUCAUGCGAGUUGACGAGAUUAUUGUUAAAGCAGAAUAUUGUGAAGUAAUAGGCAACAACAUCAAAUACGCAAUGAAAUCUAUUUCUGUUAAAACACCCGUUGCAUUUGAAUGCAAUGAAGGAUUUGUUUUAAUCAAUGGAUCUUGCAUAGAUAUUAACCAACUUAAACGAGAUGAAAAUGCAAGCGAUGGAUGUAAAAUUAAAACAACAAAAGGGUGUAUUACCUGUUUUAAUGGAUAUUACAGAUCCGAUGGUACUUGCCACAAAUGUGAUAAUGGUUGUACAACAUGUUUCAAUGCAACUUAUUGUUUGUCUUGCCGUCCCACAUUGGAGUUCUUGAAUAAAGACAACAAAUGUGAAUCAACAGAAGACUUUUUCCUCAAGUGUAAAAAAGAAAUGCCAAACAUGGUUGGGUGUGCAAUUUGCCAAGAAGGGUAUUACAGAAAACAAAGUGAUUGUGAUGCUUGCCACUAUUCGUGUGCUGUUUGUAAAGAUCUCAAUUCCUGUAUAACAUGUAAACCGGAAUUCUUUUUAAUACCAUCAGAAUCGUUGGUGUGUCAAAAUUAUUCAAGUUUGGUUGGGUGUUUAGAAAAAACACCGUUUGGGUGUAAGAAAUGUGAUAAUGGGUAUUACAUUGACUCCAAUGUCCCUCGUUGCAAAACGUGUAUGAACAACUGCUCUUUAUGUUUAAACCAAUACACAUGCAACGAAUGUCAAAACGAGAAUGUGUACAUCAACUCGAAUUGUGUUCAUUUUUCUCAAAUCGAGUUUUGUAUUGAAGCGAAAAGAGGGUUGUGUUCAAUGUGUGUCGAAGGCAAGAAGCCGAGUGAUGAUGGUCUUUCUUGUUCAAACAAAGUGAAUUUGGGAUUGGCCAUUGGUCUUCCGGUUGUGUUUGUGAUAAUAAUAGUCACUUUAAUAGCGUUGUCAAUUGUUGGAAUAUACUUGUUGUAUUUACACAACAAAGAGGAGAAGAAAAUGUUGAACGUUUGUGUAUUUAAAAUGAAGCGCUCCAAUGUCAUAUUUGAAAAAGUGAACGACUGGCUUGUGUCUAACAAAGAAAAAAUAAUAUUCAUUGAUGAAAACAAUGCAAAUAAUGAAAUCCCUGUCAACAAAGAAACUCGCGAAUUGUUGUGUGUUGGGAACAAAUCUAAAAAUCCAAUGAAAAUUCAAUUCUGUGUGAUGAAAGGGUGUGAUUACUACACAAUUCGCACAGAACCCGCUUUGGUGAAUUUGAAGAGUGGGGAAGCCUGUGAAUUUGAAAUAUUUAUAACGCCGCUUUGCUCUUGUAUCAUCAAGGAGAAGAUUGUUUGUGUUGGUCUUGAUAUUAAAAAAGGUGUUGAAAUGACAGAAAAUAUCACAAUCAACGCGAAGACACAAAUGACAACACGACUUGAUUACCACGAGUUAAAAGAAGAGAAAAAGCUUGGAGAGGGUUCAUUUGGAAUUGUUUAUUUGGGUGAGUUCAGAGGACACAAAGUUGCGAUCAAGAAAUUGCGAGAAGGGUGUAAUGACGAAGCGAAAGUUCAUGAAUUUGAAAAGGAGGUUUCAAUGUUGGACAAAUUCAGGUGUGAGUAUUUAGUUCACUUCUAUGGAGCUGUAUUUAUUCCAAACAGAAUUUGUAUGGUCACAGAAUUCGCUGAAUAUGGUAGUUUAAAUGACUUGAUGAAGAAGAAAAGAGAACAAUCGCCUUGCAUGGCAGUCAAGGUGAAAUUCAUGUUAGACAUGGCAAAGGGAAUUAGUUAUUUACACAACAAUGGCAUAGUCCACAGAGACAUCAAGCCAGACAAUUUACUCGUUUUUUCAAUGGACUUGGGAACAACAGUUAAUGCAAAAAUGACUGAUUUUGGAAGUGCGAGAAAUACUAAUAUGUUAAUGACAAACAUGACCUUCACAAAGGGAAUCGGCACACCAAAGUACAUGUCACCUGAAGUGUUAAAUAAAGAGAAGUACAAGAUGCCAAGUGAUAUCUUUUCCUUUGCAAUCAGUAUGUAUGAAUGCUUUACAUGGAAAGAACCAUAUCCCAUUGAAAAUUUCAAGUUUGCAUGGUCCAUAGCAGAUUUUGUUGCAUCAGGAAAGCAUUUGGCCCAAGCCGAAUGUCUUGACAAUACGAUUUAUGCCUUACUGAACAGAAUGUGGUGUUUCGAAGGAAAAGAACGCAUAAAGAUUGAUCAAGUCAUUGAAGCUUUACAACUGUAUUCCACCCCUAUUUAA
Entamoeba invadens IP1 is the source of this 4392-nucleotide messenger RNA. Its product is annotated as protein serine/threonine kinase, putative. The transcript has a single exon. Lineage: Eukaryota; Evosea; Mastigamoebida; Endamoebidae. The record is from RefSeq and is a predicted model, not a curated record. Bases 1 to 4392 code for a protein of 1463 amino acids. Gene Ontology annotation, biological process: protein phosphorylation. Gene Ontology annotation, molecular function: ATP binding; protein kinase activity.